Molecule: messenger RNA, 984 nt
Organism: Cucurbitaria berberidis CBS 394.84
Lineage: Eukaryota; Fungi; Ascomycota; Dothideomycetes; Pleosporales; Cucurbitariaceae
Exons: 1
Coding region: 1-984 (327 amino acids)
Source: RefSeq, a predicted model, not a curated record
AUGGGGGAAGCCAACACGCUCGCUCGCCAGCUGAGCAACACUUCCGACGACAGCACCACCUCGCGACGGCCUACGACACCACGCUCGCAGACCGAUCCCUCGCCCGAGACUACCUCUACCUACCAACCACAACCCCGAAACCGUUCCCCAUACUCACGCUCUCACCUACGCUCACAUAGCGGAUCCAGCUCGCUCAGUGCACCCCCAAUGACACGAGCUCACUCAUUACCUACUGUGAUGCAUCCUACGGGGCGCCUCUCCCUCUCACCUUCUCCUACGCCGCUUGCCCAGCCUCUGUCUCCGCUGCGCUCGCCCAAGCGAACACGAAGCCCACGGGGGCUGGAGCCUCGACCUCUCACAGCGGGCCCCCUUGAGCGCUAUAGCUCGGGCAUCCGUUCAGCGUCCAUCGGCUCCUUCGACGGAGCACCCAGCGUGUGCGACAUAUCAGAAGACGCCGAGUUGGAGCUCACGCCUCGAGCAGGCGCUGGUGUGUCGAGCUUGUACAGCAGCACUGGGUCCCUGUCUAGGCGACGACGACCAGCAUCGCCUCUCUACCAGGUCUCUGUAGGGUUUGGUACCCUGCCCACGAGUACCCCUACCGUCAGUACACCAACGUCUGCAGCCUCCUCGCCUCUUCUCGCCCCCGCCAAGUUCAACGAGCACUACCCGGCCUCGCUUACCUCGUCGUCCGUCCCGUCUACGCCGACCUCGAUGCGUUCACGUAGCCCUUCUAUUUCGUCCCUUGAGACCAUCGAAGAUAGUCCCGAUGCUGAAGAAGAAGCCAUAGAGGAAUAUCGUGUCGCAAGGUUGAAGGCCGCUGCGGACCAAGAAGAUGGCGGCGACCAGAGGAGGUCUAGCUUGGAUGUGCCUGAAGGCCGUGGCCGCAGUCUCGGCUUCGGCAAGCGGGAUUCUAGGAAGAGAUGGAGCGUCUGUGGUGCUGAAAGGCGCGGAGACCUCGACCUUGAGACCAUCUGGGAAGAUUGA